AGACAGUAGUUCGCGUUUUGAGCCGCUGGUGCCACCAUAGCUGCGGCUGCCGCUGUAGCUGCGGCAGCGGAGCAGAAAUCGCCGAGCGCGAUGCCUGAGGGCGCUGUGAGCCGGGUGGCCCUCGCGCCCCGGGGCUGGUCAGUGAGAGGGCAUUUCGAAAGGCCCUGUGGAGUGGGAAGGCAGUGUUGUUGUUGAGACAAGCCCCACGACCGGGCCUGGGACUCCCAAGCGUCUCCUCAUCAUGAUGGCAGUGGAAGGCUCGACCAUUACCAGCCGGAUCAAGAACCUUCUGCGAUCCCCAUCCAUCAAACUACGUAGAAGUAAGGCAGGAAACCGACGAGAGGACCUCAGCUCCAAGGUGACCUUGGAGAAGGUGUUGGGAAUAACAGUGUCUGGAGGCAGAGGACUUGCCUGUGAUCCCCGAUCAGGUUUAGUUGCAUACCCAGCUGGGUGUGUGGUCGUGUUGUUCAACCCCCGGAAACACAAACAGCACCACAUCCUCAACAGUUCCAGGAAAACCAUCACUGCCCUGGCCUUCUCCCCUGAUGGCAAGUACCUGGUCACUGGAGAGAGUGGUCACAUGCCUGCUGUGCGGGUUUGGGAUGUGGCUGAGCAUAGUCAGGUGGCAGAGCUGCAAGAGCAUAAAUAUGGGGUGGCUUGCGUGGCCUUCUCCCCUAGUGCCAAGUACAUCGUCUCCGUGGGCUACCAGCAUGACAUGAUUGUCAACGUUUGGGCCUGGAAGAAAAACAUUGUGGUGGCCUCCAACAAGGUGUCCAGUCGAGUAACAGCAGUGUCCUUCUCUGAAGAUUGCAGCUACUUUGUCACUGCAGGCAACCGGCACAUUAAAUUCUGGUAUCUUGAUGACAGCAAGACAUCAAAGGUGAAUGCCACUGUGCCCUUGCUGGGUCGCUCAGGGCUGCUGGGGGAGCUACGGAACAACCUGUUUACCGAUGUGGCCUGUGGCCGAGGAAAGAAGGCAGACAGCACCUUCUGCAUCACAUCCUCAGGGCUGCUAUGCGAGUUCAGUGAUCGGAGGCUUUUGGAUAAGUGGGUGGAGCUGAGAACUACAGUGGCCCACUGCAUCUCUGUGAGCCAAGAUUAUAUCUUCUGUGGCUGUGCUGAUGGCACCGUGCGCCUUUUCAACCCCUCUAAUCUGCACUUCCUUAGCACUCUGCCCCGACCCCAUGCCCUAGGGACAGACAUUGCCAGCAUCACUGAAGCCAGUCGCCUCUUCUCUGGAGUAGCCAACGCCAGGUAUCCAGACACCAUUGCUUUGACCUUUGAUCCUACUAAUCAGUGGCUGUCUUGUGUGUAUAACGACCACAGCAUUUAUGUUUGGGACGUGAGAGACCCCAAGAAAGUGGGCAAAGUGUACUCGGCUCUGUAUCAUUCCUCCUGCGUCUGGAGUGUGGAGGUCUACCCUGAGGUAAAGGACAGUAACCAGGCCUGCCUGCCCCCCAGUUCCUUUAUUACCUGUUCCUCAGACAACACCAUCCGCCUGUGGAACACUGAAAGCUCUGGUGUGCAUGGCUCUACCCUGCACCGAAACAUCCUCAGCAAUGACCUCAUUAAGAUCAUCUAUGUGGAUGGGAACACUCAGGCCCUGCUGGACACUGAACUGCCUGGAGGAGACAAGGUUGAUGGGUCCCUGGUGGAUCCACGUGUGGGCAUCCGCUCUGUGUGUAUCAGCCCCAAUGGACAGCACCUAGCUUCAGGAGACCGUAUGGGCACACUGAGGGUUCACGAAUUGCAGUCCCUUAAUGAGAUGCUGAAGGUAGAGGCCCAUGACUCAGAGAUUUUGUGCCUGGAGUACUCUAAACCAGACACAGGUCUGAAGCUGCUAGCAUCAGCAAGCCGGGACCGGCUGAUCCACGUGCUAGAUGCUGGGCGGGAAUAUAGCCUACAGCAGACUCUGGAUGAGCACUCAUCCUCCAUCACUGCUGUCAAGUUUGCAGCCAGUGAUGGGCAAGUCCGCAUGAUCAGCUGUGGAGCAGACAAGAGCAUCUACUUCCGCACUGCACAGAAGUCUGGUGAUGGUGUACAUUUUACACGGACACACCACGUGGUACGGAAGACGACCCUCUAUGACAUGGAUGUGGAGCCCAGCUGGAAGUACACAGCCAUCGGCUGCCAGGACCGAAAUAUUCGGAUAUUUAACAUCAGCAGUGGGAAGCAGAAGAAGCUGUUUAAAGGGUCACAGGGUGAGGAUGGCACGCUUAUUAAGGUGCAGACAGAUCCCUCAGGAAUCUACAUUGCCACCAGCUGUUCUGACAAGAACCUCUCUAUUUUUGACUUCUCUUCAGGCGAGUGUGUGGCCACCAUGUUUGGCCACUCAGAGAUUGUCACUGGCAUGAAAUUUAGUAAUGACUGCAAACAUCUCAUCUCUGUGUCAGGAGACAGCUGCAUAUUUGUAUGGCGCCUGAGCUCUGAGAUGACCAUCAGCAUGAGGCAGCGUCUGGCUGAGCUCCGACAGCGUCAGCGAGGAGGCAAACCACAAGGACUAUCUUCUCCCCAAAAGCCUUCUGGAUCUAACCGGCACCAGGCCCCGUUAGUGCAAUCUCCUGGACUGGCUCUCUCAUCAGACAGUGACAAGGAGGGAGAAGAUGAGGGUACUGAAGAAGAAGAACUUCCAGCUCUGCCUGUCCUUUCCAAGAAUACCAAGAAAGAACCAGCCUUGGUCCCCAAUCCAGCCCUGCCCCGAAGCCUGUCCCAUUGGGAGAUGAGUCGGGCACAGGAGACAAUGGAGUUCCUGGACCAAGCUCCUGCUGCCAACCCAGGACCCAGAAGAAGGGGGCGCUGGGUUCAGCCAGGCGUGGAGCUAAGUGUUCGUUCCAUGCUGGAUCUGCGGCAGCUGGAGACUCUGGCUCCAAGCCCACGGGGGACCAGCCAGGACUCAUUGACCAUGACCCCAUCUGGUGCUAGGAAACAUGGUCACCAGGCCCCUGAGACUUCACAUGCUAGCCAGGAUGGAAUGCCCCCUCGGCCUCAAACUUCCCAACCCUGUUCCUGCCCCCACAUUAUCCAGUUGUUGUCACAAGAGGAAGGGAUCUUUGCCCAAGAUCUGGAACCUGCACCCAUUGAAGAUGGUAUUGUCUACCCAGAGCCAAAUGACAGCCCCACCAUGGAUACCAGUGAGUUCCAGGUACAGGCUCCAGCCCGAGGAACCCUGGGAAGAGCGUACUCAGCCAGCAGCAGGGCCUCCGAAAAGCACAGCCCUGACAGUGCCUGCUCUGUGGAUUACAGCAGCAGCUGUCUUUCCAGUCCUGAGCACCCCAAUGAAGACUCUGAGAGCACAGAGCCCUUGAGUGUGGAUGGCAUCUCCUCAGACCUCGAAGAGCCGGCUGAGGGUGAUGAAGAAGAGGAAGAAGAAGAGGAGGGAGGCACUGGCCCCUAUGGGCUUCAGGAAGGCAGCCCCCAUACUCCGGAUCAGGAGCAGUUUCUAAAACAGCACUUUGAGACUCUGGCCAAUGGAGCUGCUCCAGGGGGCCCAGUCCGGGUACCAGAGAGGACAGAAUCUCAGAGUAUUUCUGCACGAUUCCUGUUGCAAGUACAGACUCCCCCACUCAGGGAACCAUCCCCAUCCUCUUCAAGCCUAGCAUUGAUGUCAAGACCAGUCCAGGUGCCACAGGCAUGUGGUGAGCAACUGAGAGGCAAUGGUGCCAGUCCCCCAGGAGCACCCCCAGAGGCAGAACCCUCCUCUGGCAGCUCCAGCCCUCAGAAGGCAGCCCCUGUGCUAUUGCCUCGACGCCGUCUAAACCCUGACAGAAGCUGUGCUCCCAAGAAAGUGGCCACAGCCAGCCCCUUAGCUGGACUCCAGAAAGCUCAGUCUGUGCACAGUCUGGAGCCACAGGAUGUGGCCCCUUUACCAGGUCCAUUGCUCUCACAGGAGAUGGAGGCUCAGGAUGGUCUGGGCACCCUGCCCCAGGCUGAUGGCCGUUCAUCUCAGCCCCACUCCUACCAGAACCCCACUACCAGUUCCAUGGCCAAGAUAUCCCGCAGUAUUUCCAUUGGAGAGAACCUAGGCCUGGUUGCUGAACCUCAACCUCCUGCCCCCAUCCGAGUCUCACCACUUGGCAAGCUGGCCCUGCCCAGCCGGGCUCACCUGAUUCUGGACAUCCCCAAACCAUUGCCUGACCGUCCUACCCUGGCUACAUUCUCACCUGUAACAAAGGGCCGGCCCCUUGGUGAGGCAGAGCAGCCUGGCUUCCCAGUAGGCCUAAGAAAGACCCACAGUACAUCUGAGAGACAGCUAUAUUUGGGCGAGGGUACCACUUCCAGGCCUAGGUCAGAGUGCCAGGCUCUUCCUGGGCCCAACAGCCCCUGUGCCCAGCACCUGCCAAUCAGCAGCCUCCUCCGAGGCCCUGAGAACUUGCAGCCCCCACCCCCUGAGAAGACUCCCAACCCCAUGGAAUGCACCACUCCAGGGGCAGUCCUGAGCCAGAACUCAGAACUGGCAGUGAACCUGGAGCAGUGUGAACAACUUGUGGCAGAGCUCCGCAGCAGUGUGCGCCAGGCUGUAAGGCUCUACCACUUGGUGGCCAGCUACAAGACACCUUCAGUGGAACAAAGUCGGAUCACUCAGCUCCUCAGAGACACCUUCUCUUCAGUAAAGCAAGAGCUAGAGGCCCUGGCUGGUGCAGUGCUAUCCAGCCCAGGCGGGAGCCCUGGGUCUGUGGGAGCUGAGCAAACACAGGCCCUGCUAGAGCAAUACUCAGAGCUGUUGCUUCAAGCCGUGGAGCGGCGCAUGGAACGCAGACUCUGAAUUCCAGAAGCCUAUCCCAAGUGAAUGUUCCCCGCAUUCCAAACUGUAGUCCCUCCUCCACUCACCAAAACCUCGAGGACACUUGGAGUGGAAAGCAGGGAUCAGUGCUCAGAGGAGAAGCCGUUUCCCAGCUGCUCCUCAUGGGGCUCCUGUAUUUAUUAAUUUAUUUCCCUGACUGUUGCCUCACUUCCUUGGAACUCCUGCCUCCACAGCCCCUCCAGUGGCAGGGACAGGUCUUGGGUCUUCAUCAUCUUGGUGCUGUGAGGGGUAGGAGGGCAGCCUGCCCCAUCUGCGGGGAACUGGGAAGGGCUGGCCCUCUCUUCUUAGAAGCCAUUUGAAAUUACUGCAGGGAUCAGCUCCCUGGGGUGGAGCUUACACAGGGUACUCUAUGGGGUAGAGGUGAGAGGUGAUGUGGUAUUUAGUGCCCUUCAGCGAACUAUAGCCUUCACCUCUGUCUCCACUUCCCUCCCACACCAGCUGCACUCCUCUGGCUGCCAGAGCAGGGAUUGUUUUCACUAAUUCCUGACAGGUCAGAAAGGUAGAGUUGUCUGGUCCUCCAGAGGACCCCCAGCCAUUGAGAGACUUGAGUUGACUUUAGGACCUGAGCCCCCACAUUCCACUCCCAUUCUCCCUCCAAGAGGGCCCUAGCAUUUUCUCUAUUCCUGUGCCUCCCCUUUCUCUUCUGUCUAGAACUUGUGGAGCCAGCCAUGGGACAUUGCUGCGGGACAGUAAAGCCCUCUGCUGGGCAGACAUGAAGCUCUGGCCUCCUUUCCUCAGUCCCUUACCAUCCCAUGUCCUCCAACCCUGGACCUCAGCAGGCUGCUAGAGUGCAGAGGCCACCUCCCUGAAUCCUGAGUGAGGCGCAGUCUCUGUUGGAAUUUCCCUCAUGGUUUACAGGGCAGCAGCCCACAUUCUGAGGACACUGGCCACAGAGGAACUCAUACAGCACACACACACACUUGACUGUUCAUUGCUAGAGUACUUGGCUCCCUGAUAUGUGCCUGGUUUCCUCUCAGGUCCUGCCCCAGCUUCAUCCUUGCUUAUAUGGAGCACCAAAUCCAAAUUCUGGAUUCUUGGUGUCCACAGCCUAGUGAUAAUGAGAUGGUCCAUAGGACACCUGGUUUGGAUAGAAGGAGCUGCCUCAGAGGCAGUGCUGGGCAGCCAAAGUUGUGCUGGAUACUGGAGGUUAAGGGGAAGAGGUACAGGGUCCAAGAGAGACACUGGAAUAGUGGUAGGUGGGACAGGUAAGUGGCAAAGGUAAGGGGUUAGAAUCAGAAGGGGUGGUUGUUAGGGGUAAGGGAAGGAGAUAGGACACAGUAGGCAGGUAGGAUAGUACCAAGUAGCAGGGAAGUUGAAGGUUUGGGGUGAAUGUGUCUCUGGGCCCUGCUGCACUGCUCUGUACCAGGUAAGUCAGGGUAGCUUGACAACACAGCUUCAGGCCACAAAAGCCCCGUCACCCAUGCUCCUGGCUUUGUAGGCGGAGGUUCCUAAGAAAUGGCUUCUUAAGGAUGCCCAGCUCCGUUGCUUUAGCCUGAGUGCACUUGAGCAGCUCAGAACCUGGCUUACCUACUCUGCUUUUACCACCUGCAUGGCCCAAAGAACCUGGGCAAUUGGAGGUGGACCGCUAGCGGGCCUGCCACUUCCUGUGGGGUGAAUCUGUUUGCCUUUCGCCUCCAACUCCGCACACUAGCCACACCCUGCCGCUGGUAGAGCUCAGCUGGUCGCUCUAGGCUAGGUCCUUCACCACGUGGGAACGACCUACCCUCUGGCUAAGGUCCGUGAGAAGAUGGCCGCCCCUUCUCUGCUCGGUGUCUCAUUUUCCCUCGGCAGCGUCCCACCCCACCCGACCCCCGUCCGUCCCUUUCUGCAUGUCUGAGGCCACCGCCGCCCCCGUCCCGAUUUGCCCCACCAGCCCGUUUUGAAAACCCCUUAUUUAUAACUUUUAUACUUUGUCCAGGCCGUGGCGCUUCCCUCUUCCCCGGCUGCACGGGGCGGGAGCAGUUUUUAACGUCCGUUUGUACUGAUGUAUAUGAA
Messenger RNA from Otolemur garnettii (small-eared galago), 6796 nucleotides. RefSeq names its product mitogen-activated protein kinase binding protein 1 (gene MAPKBP1). Lineage: Eukaryota; Metazoa; Chordata; Mammalia; Primates; Galagidae. The record is from RefSeq and is a predicted model, not a curated record. The coding region runs from base 242 to 4762 and encodes 1506 amino acids. Gene Ontology annotation, molecular function: protein binding. The transcript is spliced from 31 exons.